GCUCUUUCCAUCACUCAUCAGCGUCGACUUGUUCUCUUCACAAUCAGAUCAACUCGAAACACAACGACCUCGAGUGACAAAGGGCAGACUUUGACGACCCGCCCGCCGCGUAUCUUCCCUCAACUGUUCACAACCAACUACCACAAGCACACCACCUCAGCACCAUGAACUUUGGAAUGCCAGGAGGACGCGGCUUUGACCAGAUGCUCCGCGGGCAGGGUCAGGGCCGUACCGAGGAGGUCACUCUUGCCGACAACGGUGAGACCCUCCACAUCUCCUCGCUCGCGCUCCUCAAGAUGCUCAAGCACGGCCGUGCUGGUGUCCCCAUGGAGGUCAUGGGCCUCAUGCUCGGCGAGUUUGUUGACGACUACACUAUCUCGUGUGUCGACGUCUUUGCCAUGCCUCAGUCGGGAACGACCGUGACGGUCGAGUCGGUUGACCACGUCUUCCAGACCAAGAUGCUUGACAUGCUCAAGCAGACUGGCCGUCCCGAGAUGGUCGUCGGCUGGUACCACUCGCACCCCGGUUUCGGAUGCUGGCUGUCGAGCGUCGACGUCAACACCCAGCAGUCGUUCGAGCAGCUCCACCCCCGUGCCGUCGCCGUCGUUAUCGACCCUAUUCAGAGUGUGCGCGGAAAGGUCGUGAUCGACGCGUUCCGCUCCAUCAACCCCCAAUCCCUCAUGUCGGGCCAGGAGAGCCGACAGACGACGUCCAACAUCGGCCACCUGAAUAAGCCCAGCAUCCAGGCGCUCAUUCACGGUCUCAACAGGCACUACUACAGCCUCGCGAUCGAGUACCGCAAGACAGAAGCAGAGCAGGGUAUGCUGCUUAACCUGCACAAGCGCGGCUGGACCGAGGGCCUCAAGCUCAAGGACUUUGAGCAGACCGAGGAGAACAAUGAGAAGACGGUCAAGGAUAUGCUGCAGCUCGCAACGGCCUACACCAAGUCGGUGCAGGAGGAGGCGACCCUCACCCCCGAGCAGCUCAAGACGCGUCACGUCGGCAAGCUGGACCCCAAGAGGCAUCUCGAGGAGGCUGUCGAGACGUCGCUCGGCAACCAGGUGACGCAGAGCCUGGCGAUGGGUGUGCUGGCGGAGCUCUGAGUGAGCGGGGCGAGAGCAGCAGUAAUGGAGCAUAGAGCAGCAGCCAAUGCAUUGUAUCACAAGGCG
Vanrija pseudolonga is the source of this 1169-nucleotide messenger RNA. It is a transcript of the gene RPN11, whose product is annotated as 26S proteasome non-ATPase regulatory subunit 14. Gene Ontology annotation, biological process: proteasome-mediated ubiquitin-dependent protein catabolic process; protein deubiquitination. Lineage: Eukaryota; Fungi; Basidiomycota; Tremellomycetes; Trichosporonales; Trichosporonaceae. The transcript has 5 exons. Gene Ontology annotation, cellular component: proteasome regulatory particle, lid subcomplex. Gene Ontology annotation, molecular function: proteasome binding; protein binding; metallopeptidase activity. The record is from RefSeq and is a predicted model, not a curated record. The coding region runs from base 165 to 1103 and encodes 312 amino acids.